This is a messenger RNA of Harmonia axyridis, 1469 nucleotides long. RefSeq lists its product as uncharacterized. Bases 43 to 1449 code for a protein of 468 amino acids. Lineage: Eukaryota; Metazoa; Arthropoda; Insecta; Coleoptera; Coccinellidae. The record is from RefSeq and is a predicted model, not a curated record. The transcript has 2 exons.
GAGCCCCUUCGGCGAGCAGAGCGAGUAUCAGUAUAUAAAUAUAUGGAGCGAAAAAAGUACUCACUGGACAAGAGUACUCAAGUAUAUCCAAAAGAUUUAGUGAGCGAUAGAAGAGAAGUUUGCUGUGCAAAUACCACUUGUAGUAUGCAUAUUCCACUCAACAGUAUAAUGCCUUCUGAUGUGCAUAUAUCUGAUAUUCAAAUCAAUGCUUCGUUGCUUUUACCUCUGGAAAAAACUAUAAGUGAGAAAAGGGAAGUAUUCGAUCAUGAAUUUAGUGUUAAUCCUAAUGAAGAUGAUGGUGUAGAAACGAGAGAGUUUGUUCAUAUGAAAGAGGAUGUUUUCGAGAGCAGACUAUCAAUGUCUGAAGAUGGCAUACAAUGUCACACAGUUGGAAUUGAUGUUUUGAGUAAUACAAAAUCUUUAAAUAACGUUAAAAUUGAAAUGGAUGAGAAUAAUGAACGAAAUAUAGAUUCUGACAAAGACAUUGAUCAAUUGAAAAUCUAUCCACCUCUCAAAAUUGAACCAUGUGAUCAAGUGGUAGAAAAUACCGAUGCUGAAUUUGACAUGAAAAAAAAUUUCAAAGCAACAUCAGAAGAAAAUAUAUUUGCCAUAUCAUCCCAUCAUACAGAUGAAAGUUUAUUCAAAAACCAUGUUGUAGAAAAAAAUCAGAUGAAAGGAAUUACAAAUAUUAUAUUGUCAAAGAUAGAGGAAGAAACAAUGACCAUAAUAACUCAAGAUGAGGUUGAGUUUGGAGAAUCUGUUUUUCUAGUAGAAAAUGAAAGUCUGAAUCCAGGUAAUUCGUCUACUAUAAAAGAGGAUGAUUUAUUCAUAAUCGCUAACAUAGGAAAUGAUAUGGAAGAAAAGGUGGAGAGAGAUUUAACAUUAGUUCCGGAAAAAAACGCAACAUCUAAAAUCAAUGAAAUUGAUGAAAAACCACAAAACUGGAAGUACGACGGUAUCGUUCAGUACUGGGAUUCCAGAUCGAUGGCGAUGACAUCGGAUAAAGUGAUGAGUAACAUUUUCGAUUACGAUCUGAGUGAAAGUGUUGAAUCUCUUUCAUCUGUACCUCCUGGAACGUCUUUCUGGAGUCAUCGCAUAAGUGACUUCUCCAACAAAUUCAAUGAUGUUAUUCCAGCCAAGAAAAAGGUAUCUGUUAAUGAUGAAAAUGACUCUAGCAGCUUCAGAAAAGGAUCUGAAAUGUCUGACGCCCUAUCUGUGGAUACCAUGAGCUUUCCAGGAAAUUUUACACCACCUCCAUUGAUAACAAGAAAUAAAAUAAUAGCGAUUUUAAUGGAUAAAAAACAAUUCGUUCAUCAUUGGUUAGAGAUUUUCGGAAACCAACUUAAAGAAGAGUCUCUGUUUGUUUCAUCACUGUUUUUUUUUCUGGUGUAUUACAUUUGUUACUUUGUUUCUUAUUGUGCAAUAGACUUUAAAUGUACUUGUGAUUAAUAAAAAGUUUUUCCUCUUCA